GUUACCACCCGGCUUCGUUGGAUCCGACGUGUUGUUCUCAUCCACAAUCGCAUCCGCUGCUGCGUGCUCUCACGGUUCAUCCCUUACCCUUCCUUUCUCUGCCCUACUUGUGUGCCGCUGCGUGCCCAUCUGCAACUCGACAGGUCGACAGAGGUUGCCCGUGUUGCAUCGAGCAUAUCACCACCAGAUCUGUCCACCCCUUGCAAUUAGAAUGAGGGGCAGUGCCAUUUAUGCCCGCCUCCCUUCUCCUCCCCUCCCUAUAAAACCGCCUUACUUCUCUCGAUUCAUCUCGUUCUUUCCUUCCAGAUCUGUUGCAGUGUCUCCUAGAUUGUCUUCUCCUGUCUCGACUCCCUUCACCACCUUUUGUUCCAAGGCAGCAUCUGAAUCGGGAUCGCUUGUCGGAGAGCCCAAAGAGAUGACGAUCACCAAAACAGUCUGGGUUUCUGAUAGGAAACUGGUCAUCAAAGACCGCACCGUCCUCUCCGGCGUUCCUGAGAACGUGAUCUCUAGCUCUGCCGUCAGCUCCGGCCCCGUCGACGGCAUCUUCCUCGGCACUCAGUUCUCUGAGCCGUCAUGUCGUCAUGUCGUGUCUCUUGGCACGCUGAGAGAUGUUCGAUUCUUGGCGAGCUUCCGCUUCAAGCUGUGGUGGAUGGCUCAGAAGAUGGGCGAUCAGGGGAGGGACAUCCCCCAUGAGACCCAAUUCCUCCUCCUUGAAUCCAAGGAUGGAUCUCAGCUUACGGCGAUGGAUGGCAGCGGCAGCAGCAGCGAUGAGAUUGUCUACACCGUCUUCCUCCCGCUAGUCGAAGGCCCCUUCCGGGCCUGCCUCCAGGGUAACUCCCGCGACGAGCUGGAGCUGUGCCUUGAGAGCGGCGACGACGACACCAAGUCCGCCUCCUUCUCCCACGUCCUGUUCGUCGGCGCCGCGAGCUCCGACCCCUUUGCAGCCAUAUCAGGCGCCAUCGACGCCGUCAAGUCCCGUCUCAAGUCCUUCCGCCACCGCAGCGAUAAGAAGCUCCCGGGCGUCGUGGACUACUUCGGCUGGUGCACGUGGGACGCCUUCUACCAGGACGUCACGCAGGAGGGCGUCGAAGCCGGGCUCAGAAGCCUCACUACCGGCGGCGCCCCGCCGCGAUUCGUCAUCAUCGAUGACGGAUGGCAGUCCGUCGGCUCCGAUCAAUCCUCAGAAGAGCCAGAGAAGCCGAGUCCUUUGCUACGGCUGACCGGAAUCAAGGAGAACGGCAAGUUCCAGAGCAAGGAGGAUCCCGCCGCCGGGAUCAAGACAAUCGUGCAAACAGCGAAGGACAAGUACGGGCUCAAGUAUGUCUACGUAUGGCACGCGAUCACUGGGUACUGGGGCGGAGUGCGGCCGGGGGUCGAGGGGAUGGAGGACUACAAUUCCAAGAUGCAGUACCCCAAGGUGUCGCCGGGAGUGGUGGAGAACGAGCCGGGGAUGAAGACGGACGUGCUCACGAUGCAGGGGCUGGGCCUGGUGCACCCCAAGAGCGUAUACAAGUUCUACAACGAGCUCCACCGCUACUUGGCGGCCGCCGGCAUCGACGGGGUCAAGGUCGACGUGCAGUGCAUCUUGGAGACCCUCGGUGCCGGACACGGUGGGAGGGUGGAGCUGACGCGACAGUACCACCGGGCUCUCGAUGCAUCGAUCGCCAAGAAUUUCCCGGACAAUGGCUGCAUCGCUUGCAUGAGCCACAACACCGAUGCUCUCUACUGCUCGAAGCAGACGGCGGUGGUGCGGGCGUCGGAUGAUUUCUACCCGAGGGAUUCGGUGUCGCACACCAUCCACAUCGCCUCAGUUGCGUACAACAGCAUCUUCCUCGGUGAGAUCAUGCUCCCUGAUUGGGACAUGUUCCACUCUCUGCAUCCGGCAGCAGAGUACCAUGCAUCAGCUCGAGCGAUUAGUGGAGGACCGAUAUACGUAAGUGAUGCCCCCGGAAAGCACAACUUUGAGUUGCUGAAGAAAUUGGUGUUGCCCGAUGGAUCCAUUCUUCGCGCUCGAUUGCCCGGUCGUCCUACGCGUGAUUGCCUCUUCUCUGAUCCUGCUCGUGAUGGUGUGAGCUUGCUCAAGAUAUGGAACAUGAACAAGUACACCGGAGUUCUUGGGGUCUUCAAUUGCCAAGGUGCAGCGUGGAGCUCCACGGAGAAGAAGAACAUGUUCCACCAAACAACAUCAGAGGCUCUGACCUGCGCCGUGAGAGGAAGUGACGUGCAUCUCGUCUCCGAGGCUGCAACCGACCGAGACUGGAAAGGUGACUGCGUUGCCUUCCGCCACAGAGACGGAGAGCUUGUCCUCCUCCCAUUCAGAGCUGCCAUGCCCGUCUCCUUGAAGGUUUUGGAGCAUGAGAUCUUCACAGUCUCCCCCAUCAAGGAUCUGGCACCUGGUAUCAGAUUUGCGCCGAUAGGCCUGGCGGACAUGUUCAACGCUGGAGCAGCAGUAGAAGGCCUCACAUACCAUGUUCUGAGUGCAGCCAGCAUGUUGGAGUCCGGUUCAGGAUUCGGCGGUAGCGAGUCGAACGAGGCACCGCCGCCGGCGAACAGGGGACCCGAUGCUCUUGCAAUAAUAUGCAUGGAAGUCAAGGGAUGCGGGAGAUUUGGAGCAUACUCCUCCGUUAGGCCGAGGAGAUGUUCGCUGGGUUCUGUGGAUGUAGAGUUCGCUUAUGAUUCUUCUUCUGGUUUCCUGGCUCUUCAUUUAGAAGCCAUGCCCAAGGGUGAUCAGAGAGUUCACAAUGUAGUGGUCGAAGUGUAGGCAAAUUUAGAUCCAUCGGUGGGGAAAUUGGACGACUGAGGGGAAGAUGGGAAUUGAUUGUGGUUGAUAGCUAAUGAUUCAAAUUUUGCAUUUGUUCUUCA
Molecule: messenger RNA, 2862 nt
Organism: Musa acuminata subsp. malaccensis (wild Malaysian banana)
Lineage: Eukaryota; Viridiplantae; Streptophyta; Magnoliopsida; Zingiberales; Musaceae
Product: probable galactinol--sucrose galactosyltransferase 6
Source: RefSeq, a predicted model, not a curated record